AUGGCAAAACGGACGUUGGAUGCCUUCUUCCAGCGGGUAACAGGCCCAGCACAGAAACGGAGCAAACCCAGCGAGAUCAACAACCCGCACGACGACCAAGGCUCUCCCAGCCAACAUCCAACGUAUCCAUCUCCAAUUGCGCAGCUGCCAUCGCACAUAGAAGUCGGACUCGUGCACGCAAUACCUGCCAGCACAGCGCGCACCAUCAACAACCAGCCACAUUUAGACUUGCUGUACUUCCAGCCCUACAUCGCACGCACCACCGCCAACGAGCUCUUCAAGUUCCUGCGGCGUGAACUCCCUUUCUACCGCGUGCAAUACAACAUCCGACGCGGCGACACAGAAACACAAAUCACCACUCCGCGUUUCACGACCGUCUUCGGCGUGGACGAGACAUCCAAAUUUGUGCCGCGGUCCAGUGCCAACACCAACACCGACAGGCCCCAAAGCAACACAUCAACGCCCGACGAUGAGGACCAUCCCGCAAGCUUAAUCCUGGUUGACUCCAGCACUACCGAGCCAAUCCCGGCAUCCAAAAAGUACCAAUCGGCUCCGCGGCCGAUUCCCACGUGUCUGGAUCUGCUGCGGAAGCAAGUCGAAGAUAUUUCCGAAACGACGUAUAAUGUCUGCCUGGUCAACUACUACGCCAGCGGCGAGGACAGCAUCGCCUUCCACUCGGACGACGAGCGGUUCCUGGGAUCCAACCCGACCAUCGCGUCGCUGUCCCUCGGCGCCGAGCGGGAGUUUCUCAUGAAACACAAGCCGGUGGUGCCCCCGGAGACUGGAACCCGCACCCCGGCCGCGGGUCCUCCCCCACGUUCGCAAUCAAAUUCCGCGUCUAAUUUUAACUCUGGCGGGCCAUAUUCCUCCCCGCCCCUGAAACUGGGGCUUGCGUCGGGCGACAUGGUCAUCAUGCGCGGAGCGACGCAGUCGAAUUGGCUGCAUAGUAUCCCCAAGCGGAAGGGGAGGGCAGCGGAGAGAAGCAGUCAGGGGAGAAUCAAUAUCACGUUUCGCAAGGCGGUGGUGCCGGGGGGCACGAAUAACUACUAUCGCUAUAAUGUCGGCGACGGAGGGGCGUUUCGAUGGGAUGAGACACAGCGCCGGAUGAUUCAGUCCGAUUGA
This is a messenger RNA of Penicillium riverlandense, 1122 nucleotides long. Its product is annotated as alpha-ketoglutarate-dependent dioxygenase AlkB family protein. Lineage: Eukaryota; Fungi; Ascomycota; Eurotiomycetes; Eurotiales; Aspergillaceae. The transcript has a single exon. The record is from RefSeq and is a predicted model, not a curated record. The coding region runs from base 1 to 1122 and encodes 373 amino acids. Gene Ontology annotation, biological process: DNA repair.